Molecule: messenger RNA, 1338 nt
Organism: Mycosarcoma maydis (corn smut)
Lineage: Eukaryota; Fungi; Basidiomycota; Ustilaginomycetes; Ustilaginales
Exons: 1
Coding region: 1-1338 (445 amino acids)
Biological process (GO): mitotic sister chromatid cohesion; maintenance of mitotic sister chromatid cohesion
Cellular component (GO): chromosome, centromeric region; chromatin; Ctf18 RFC-like complex
Source: RefSeq, a predicted model, not a curated record
AUGACGACAACCACUUGCUCUUGCUCGAUCGAGCUAUGCUCUGUUUCACUGCCUCUGCCGCGAUAUCAUCUGCUAGAGAUCCCCAACGAGCUACUUCACCUCUUCGACCCGUCGGUCAAGAAACAAGAAGCACCGGAACACGCCACGGAACCAGCAGCAAAGAAGCGCAAGGUCGACCCGGCAAGACUCACCAUCAAAGGUAGAUACAACGACCAGGCUGUGCUUGUAAGCGACACCCAGACGCUGGCCUUGCGAGCGGUAUCUCAGUCCAACUCUCUGUUAUUGUGCAGCAUCGAUGCAGCUCCAACCAACAACGAGGGCGACCAGACGCCCAAGAAUGCCGCGCUGUACUUGCGCAGCAAUGUUACAGACACGUUGGAGCUCGCACCCGUCGUGCCUCGUCUGGACCGUUUGAUCGGACUUCUGAAAGCGUCGCAGUACGAAGGGGAGGACGAGGAACAGAGGAGGUCAACAGGCGCAGCGAGGCCGGUGAGAAAGUACACGCUCAAGCAACUCAAGAGCAUCGUCCAGGCGAGCCCGGCUGAGCUCGAAGCGGGAUUGAUCCACCAUCAUAUCAUCGAGAUGGAUGGAUUUAUGCGACACAUUUCGCCCUCAUGGACCGUUUCUGCCCUUCAAGUCCUCAUCUCGCACCUUGAUCUGCAUGCACUCAUCCCUGACAACGUUCCUCUGCAAGAGACGGUCGAUGCACUGUACACAGUUCACGGCCUGCGGCAACAGGUAGUCACGGCUCUACUUACGCAGUUCUUUGGAACUCGCAGUACGAAAGAUCCCACCAGAGUCGAACUUGACACCAAGGCAAUCGUCCAUUUUCUUGGUGUGCAAGCGCUCAAAUCCACCGCUCGUAUCGAGAUUCCUCUGAGCGAGUUUGUGCAUAUUUGGCACGAGUCGUGCCUCUCAGCCGAUUUCCGCUCUAUGGCCCACCUCGAUCUGCUGUCUGGCUACUACAUCCUGACGCCCGCGCCGUCACCGAGCGUCUCGCUCUAUCCGAACCCUGCCGCGGUCAAGAUCCAAUUCUUCUCGUACCAUGAACUUCCGGCUGAUCCAGCGGCGAGAUUUCAAGAUUUGUUCCUCACCAGACCCUCGUGGCUCGCAGCCGAUCUUCUGCCUUUUAUCAACGAUCUCGCGCUCGACGAUAAGAAAAAAGACAGCCUGCUGCUCAAGUUCACCAGAGCUAGCAAGACCAAAGUGCUGGAUUGGGAGUUGAGCGAUGCCGAAAAAUGGCAGUGGAACAAACAAAAGAAGGUCACGGGCGCUGAUGGCAAAGCGAAAAACGUUUGGAGGCAGGUCGUCAUGUAUUCUGCACGUGUAAAGUAUUAG